AAAAGGAACGUUAUUGUAUGGGAUGAUGUUCUGAGUCCCUCCUGUCACAGUACAGUUGCUGGAACAAUUGUCCAUUAUUUCCAAGCAUUCUUGACUACUGCUACUAUAUAAAUCCAGAUGCUUGAGAAACCCAUUGCUGCUUUGGCCAGAGUUCCAUCAGCUGCCUCCCCAAGAGGAAACGUGCUCACUGUUUCAUCAGCCAAGCACAAUACCAUUUUGCACUGAUUAUUCCUUCAUCUCCACAUGGCCUUUCUACUGGUGUCAGCAUACCUUUUGCUGACUCGUGCCCAUGGUGCUCCAGUUGAGAAUGGAGCUCUCAUGGAGACGCUGAAGUCCCAAGUCAUCUUGUUCAGCAAUAAGAGUGAACACUAUUCAGCACAAGUGAGACCUCCUGGAACAAGCAGGCGAAUACCUCAGACGAUCAUCAUUGGAGUUCGUAAAGGAGGGACCAGGGCCUUACUUGAGAUGUUGGAUGUUCACCCGAACAUUGUAGUAGCAGCUACCGAAGUUCACUUUUUUGACUGGGAUGAGAAUUAUGUGAAAGGAAUAGACUGGUACAGAAGCCUGAUGCCAUUUUCAUAUGAAAAUCAAAUAACUAUUGAGAAAACACCAGGCUAUUUUACCUCGCCACAGGCUCCCGAAAGGAUUCAUGAUAUGAAUAGCUCUAUUAAACUGCUGCUUAUUCUAAGAGACCCCACAGAGAGAGUUAUCUCUGAUUAUACCCAAGUCUAUUACAAUAGACUGGAAAGCCACAAGCCUGUUCAGCUCUUUGAAGACAUUGUUAUUAAAAAUGGAGUGCUUAAUACCAAAUACAAGGCUAUCCAGAGAAGUCUGUAUGACAUUCAUAUGGAGAGGUGGCUUAAACAUUUCCACUUGGAUCAGAUUCACAUAGUAGAUGGAAAUACGUUGAUCAAGGACCCUCUUCCCGAAUUGCAAAAAGUGGAAAGAUUCCUUAAUCUGCCUUCCAGAAUCAUGUCUUCAAAUUUUUAUUUUAACCAGACCAAGGGGUUCUAUUGCAUUAGGAGUGAUGGAAGAGAGAGAUGUUUACAUGAAUCAAAAGGCCGCCCACAUCCUGUUGUGAACAGUACUGUUUUAGAACAACUUUACUCCUACUUCAAAGAGCACAAUGCAAAAUUUUACAGAAUGAUUAAUCAUUCUUUUGACUGGCAUUAA
Elgaria multicarinata webbii is the source of this 1173-nucleotide messenger RNA. Its product is annotated as heparan sulfate glucosamine 3-O-sulfotransferase 1-like. The transcript has 2 exons. Bases 244 to 1173 code for a protein of 309 amino acids. NCBI's taxonomy places the organism in Eukaryota, Metazoa, Chordata, Lepidosauria, Squamata, Anguidae. Gene Ontology annotation, molecular function: [heparan sulfate]-glucosamine 3-sulfotransferase activity. The record is from RefSeq and is a predicted model, not a curated record.